AUGACAACACAAUCGAUACCUACAAAAGAAGCAUUGGUAGUUAUAUUAGAUAUUGGGCUUGGUAUGCAUCAACAUAGCAAUACAAACAAACAAUAUACAACAACACCAAUCGAAGAAGCAUUGAAAUCAGCUACUUUAUUAUAUCAACAAAAACUAUUAUAUGGUAAAAAAGAUGAACUUGGUGUUGUUUUGAUCGGUACAAAAGAAACAAAGAACAAUCUACAGAAGGAUGGAUAUCAUCAUAUCACCACUCAAACAGAGAUAGAAGAGCCAACACUAGAGACACUAAAGUUCUUGGAACAGUUGAAACCAGGUCAAUCACGUGGUGACAUCAUCGAUGCACUCAUCGUAGCAAUGGAUAUGUUAAUACAUAAAACAGCCAAAAAGAAAUAUCAGAAACGUAUAUUCUUGGUAACAAACUGUUACGAUCCUAUAAACAAAGAUGAUCUUUCAACAUUACGUGAUCAAUUUAAAAAGAUUGAUGUAAAAUUAAAUAUAAUUGGUGUAGACUUUACAGAUGAAGAGGAAUUAGAGAAUAAGAUUAAAUUAACAAAGAAAGAAGAGAAUGAAAAGUUUUUAAGAGAGUUUGCAGAGAGUGUCGACGGUGUGUUGGUACCUGUUAAACAAGCGUUGGAGAUGAUGAGCUUCUUUAGAUCACAGUCGGUGUUACAGAGAACAGUGUUUAGAGAUACCGGUGUGGUCGUUUAUGAAGACAAAGAUUCAGAGUUUACCGACGCUUGGAAAGGUGUCGACAGUGGCGCGACAGCAAAAGGAAGAGCAACCAGAUGCCAGAAUAACAACAGAGGUCAAACAGGAGAAGCUUUACUAUUCGAUAAGCGAUCCCGAUACAGAGUUGGACUAUUCAGAGUUACUGAAAGGAUUCAAAAGGUACCGAUCUAUCAUAAUAAAGGAUCGACAGAGAUGAUGGUUUCACCACCUGGUGAUAAAGUUGCACGUUCAGCACUAUCGUCACUGAUCCACGGAAUGGCUGAAACCAAGCAAGCACUGCUGGCGCGUUAUGUCAAGAGAAAUGGAAGUUCACCAUCGAUUGCAUUGCUAUAUCCACAUAUCAAAGCCAACUAUGAAAGUCUCUAUGUUUGUCAACUUCCAUUCUUGGACGAUUUGAAACAAUAUCAAUUCCCACCGAUCGCACCAACCAACCCGGCAACAAGAAAACCAUACAUUCCAACAGCGGAGCAAGUCGAUGCUGCUCGAGCGCUCAUCGAUUCGAUGGACUUGAUGACAGCUGAAGAAGAUGAAGAUCACCAAAAGAUAGCAGCACUACGUCCACGGUUCACAUAUAAUCCAUCACUGCAACACUUCUACCAGUGUCUGCACCAUCGAGCACUUCAUCCGGAAUCACAACUUCCAAAACUCGAUCCAAUCAUCUCAAAGUAUAUCAAUCCCGACGAAGCGAUUAUGGAGAAUGCACAAGAUGCAAUAAAGAACUUCCAAAUACUUUUUCCACUCACGAAAACCACCAACUUUAAAUCGGAACCGAAAUAUCGAUGGCAAGAUGGAAUGUUGGUCGAACAACAACAAGAGAUUCGUUUGGAUUCCUAUGUGACAGACGAUACCAACUCAUCGAAGAAGAGAAAGGCAGACGAUCUUGCAGAUUACUCGCUCGACAAGUUGGUUUCUGGUUACGUCAAUGAAGUCGGUUCGAUCAAUCCAGUGCAGAACUUCAAAGAUAUGUUGGCAAGACGUGAUAUCGAUCUGGUAGACAAAGCGAUAUCAUUAAUGAAACAACGUAUUGUCCAACUGGUAAACGAUUCACUCAAAGAUCAAUUCUAUCAGAAGGCAUUGGAGUGUGUCGUUGCACUUCGUCGUGGAUCUAUCAAAGAAUCAGAAUCAUUGGUAUUCAACCAAUUCCUCCGUGAACUUCGUGAUUAUUAUGAAUCAAAGAAGCGUGAUGACUUUUGGCAACUGAUCGUUACAAAUCAGAUCGGAUUGAUCACAAACGAUGAAAGUGAUGACAGUGAAAUCACUGAAAAAGAAUCAAAAGAAUUCCUCGGUUCUAAACGCAAGACCAUUGCAAUCAACAACAAUCAACCAUCGAAAUCUGAUUCUGUUGAUGAUCUUUUCGAUCAAAUCGAAUAA
Messenger RNA from Heterostelium album PN500, 2100 nucleotides. Its product is annotated as ATP-dependent DNA helicase 2 subunit KU80. Gene Ontology annotation, molecular function: double-stranded DNA binding; DNA helicase activity; damaged DNA binding. The record is from RefSeq and is a predicted model, not a curated record. Gene Ontology annotation, cellular component: nucleus; Ku70:Ku80 complex. NCBI's taxonomy places the organism in Eukaryota, Evosea, Eumycetozoa, Acytosteliales, Acytosteliaceae. Bases 1 to 2100 code for a protein of 699 amino acids. The transcript is spliced from 5 exons. Gene Ontology annotation, biological process: telomere maintenance; cellular response to X-ray; double-strand break repair via nonhomologous end joining.